AUGCCUCAUACCCGCUUUUCUCAAGACCCUCCCCAGGUCGCCCAACAACAAAAUGAUCUAGACCUCACUGCUAAAAAGCCCAAGGGCCCUACUUUGACCCAUGUCGAAGAGACGGCCGAGCUCUCUGGUAGUGGUUCCCGCUCCGGCGCCGGCUCCGGCUCCGGCUCCGGCUCCGUCGAUGCCAGCGCUCCCUCGAACGGCAACGGCAGCAAAGGCGACGGCAUCGGCAUCGGCACGGCCUUGGAGAAGCUAGUCACCAGCGAAAAGUACGAAAUCACCGAGGACGACUGCUACCACGAGCUGGGCUACGGCUUCCCCAAGUGGAAGAAGUGGUACAUCCUCACCGUCAUCUUCUGGGUCCAAGUCUCCAUGAACUUCAACACGUCUCUCUACUCCAAUGCCAUCCCCGGCAUCUCUGAAGAGUUCGGCGUCAGCCACCAGGCUGCCCGGUGCGGCGCCAUGAUCUUCUUGGUCAUGUACGCCUUCGGGUGCGAGCUGUGGGCUCCGUGGUCCGAGGAGUUUGGGCGCUGGCCGGUCCUGCAGCUCUCGCUGUUCUUCGUCAACCUCUGGCAGCUGCCUGUUGCCUUGGCCCCCAGCUUCACCUCCAUCAUGGUCGGCCGCGCGCUGGGCGGCCUCUCCUCCGCCGGCGGGUCCGUCACGCUCGGCAUGAUUGCCGACAUGUGGGAGUCGGACAAGCAGCAAUACGCGGUGGCCUAUGUGGUGUUUUCCUCGGUGGGAGGCUCUGUCCUCGGCCCCAUUGUCGGAGGCUUUACCGAAGAGUAUCUAGACUGGAGAUGGUCUAUUUGGAUUCAGCUCAUCCUCGGGGGCUUCGUGCAGAUUCUCCAUGCCGCCACGGUUCCCGAAACCCGGACCACCAUCAUGAUGAACCGCAUCGCCAAGCGCCGCAGACGCGAGACCGGCCAAAACGUCUGGGGCCCCGACGAGCUCGUACCCUUCAAGGAUCGCUUCUCCGCCAGGGAGAUCCUCGCCACCUGGGUUCGACCGUUCCGCAUGUUCCUCACCGAGCCCAUCGUCCUGGUCCUGUCUCUGCUGUCCGGCUUUUCCGACGCCCUCAUCUUCAUGUUCAUCCAGUCCUUUGCGCUCGUGUACGCCCAGUGGAACUUUACCACCGUCGAGAUCGGCCUGAGCUUUAUUGCCGUCGGCAUCGGGUACGUAGUGGCCUGGAUGCUCUUCAUCCCCGCCAUCCGGCGCAACGUCAAGGAACGGGCCGCCAAGCCAAACGACGAGCGGGCUCAGUACGAGUCCCGCCUCUGGUUCCUCCUCUACACCGCGCCCUGCCUGCCCAUCGGGCUGAUUGGUUUCGCCUGGACCAUCCAAGGUCCCCCCAUCCACUGGAUCGGGUCCAUGAUUUUCGUCGCCAUUGUCGGCAUCGCCAACUACGCCAUCUACAUGGCCACCAUUGACUACAUGGUCUGCGCCUACGGGCCGUACUCUGCCUCCGCCACUGGCGGCAACGGCUGGGCCAGAGACUUCAUGGCCGGCGUGCUCACGGUCCCGGCCAUGCCCUUCUUCCAAAACAUUGGCGCGUCGACCGGCAUGAACCUCGAGUAUGCCAGCACCAUCCUCUUUUGCAUCUCCUUCGUCCUCGUCAUUGCCGUGUACGUCAUCUACUGGAAGGGCCCGGAGCUGAGAAAGCGGUCUCCCUUUGCUCAGAGGCUGGCAAAUGCGCGAAUCGAGCACACUCAGGAAGGUCGCCGAGGCAGCGCGGCAUACGAUGCGCAGGAACGCCGAGCGUCUGUUGCCUCCGCCACUGGCGGCAGACCGCCCAUGGACGAGCGAAGAUUCAGCCAGCAACGCCGCUUCUUUGGGGAGAGCCGUGUCACGCCCCGAGGAACUCCUCGCGGCACGCCUUCAGCAAGCCGCCGUCCCAGCAUUGUGAAUGCUUCCUCCUAG
Messenger RNA from Ustilaginoidea virens, 1914 nucleotides. RefSeq lists its product as uncharacterized. Lineage: Eukaryota; Fungi; Ascomycota; Sordariomycetes; Hypocreales; Clavicipitaceae. Bases 1 to 1914 code for a protein of 637 amino acids. The transcript has 3 exons. The record is from RefSeq and is a predicted model, not a curated record. Gene Ontology annotation, biological process: transmembrane transport. Gene Ontology annotation, molecular function: transmembrane transporter activity.